CACGCGCUUGUAGGUUGCGACGAACGUGACUUUCUGGCUGUAAAUGGAACCGUCCGACGCGUAAAUAUUUUACUAGCUGAAAUUUGUGCCGUAUGCAUGUGACAGGGCGCAGUAUUUAGCAUCAUGCUGUCUUUCCAUGCGGACAUCAUGCGGACUUUCGCAGCGGCGUGUUGAUGUCAGGUGAUAGGCAAUUUUAAGUUGCUCCAGCGUCCACAAAAAAUUAUGAAGAUUACGCAGUUUCUGCUGCUGCUUGCAAGCAUUACAUUGUCCAAGGUUCAAAGCGAAUAUGGUGUCUUAACAGUUGAGGACAUGAAGAAAAGGACAGCGCCCUUUGUGAAAACAUCGCAGGGCGCUGAAAUUUGUAUUAAGUACCUCCCAGAUAUGGUACCACUACCUAUAUUUCCGCAGAGUUUGGGCUACUUUCAACUUCUUGACAUGACCCAGCAUGAUGCGUGCUCAAGGAUACCGCCAGACGGCACAGAAGACGCAUUGCUUUUUGUGCGGCGUGGAAGUGACUGCAGCUUUGAUCAGGUUCUGCUGAACUUCGCAAAUCAUCAUCCAGCUGGGAUAUUGGUGUCCACGCCUGAUUUACGCCUGGGCCAUCUCGAAAUUAAAGACAGGACAAUACGGGACCUCAAAAUCGUUGUGGCGUUUAUUGAAGAGGCUUCUUUGAAGACAUUAAAGAAACUCUUCAAACCCAGCGAUGUCCUUGUGGGAAAGAUGUCCACCCAGAAGGUGCAGGAGCUCGACCUCAGCUUAGCUAUUAUUUGGUGCCUGGCCGUUCUCACCGUAGCUGUUGGCACAUAUAUGCCUGCGAACUCAAGGCACCACGGCUUGCGACACGUGGAGAAAAGGUGGUCCCUCGGCUACGUCGAUCCAAAACUGACGAACUCAGAAGAAAUGGCGCGUAUGAACGCCGAUAUUGAAAAUUAUAUAUCUCCCUUCGUGAUUGUCAUAUAUGUCUUCAUGAUGGCCACCACGCUUACUCUGUUGUACUUCUUCUAUGGCUAUAUGGUGUACGUUUUUAUCGUCAUAUUCACGAUUGCUUCAGCGAUGGCUGUUUAUAUCGUUUUGGAACCAGUUAUGCACAUGAGUCCAUUUGGCAAACAAAUAUACUGCGGGUCACCAGAAGUGUGGGAGGUGACACUCAUAGUAUUUUCAGUUACACUGUCAGUAACAUGGCUUGUAUUCCGGAACCAUCCUUCAUCCUGGAUCAUGCAGAACAUGCUCGGAAUUGCAUAUAUGAUAACACUGCUCAGAUUACUCCACCUACCCAACUUCAAGACUAUAACUCUUCUCUUGGCGAUGCUCUUCUACUACGACAUAUUCUUCGUCUUUAUUACGCCGUACUUCACAGCGAGUGGUGAGAGCAUCAUGGUACAAGUUGCGAAAGGAAUUGCUCAAGGGGCAUCAGGAAGUGGUUCCUUGGAGAAGCUUCCCGUAUUGUUGAAAGUGCCACAUAUAAGCAAUCGCGCCAUGUCGGCAUGUCUCGGUGGAUUUUCUUUGCUUGGUUAUGGGGACAUCGUGGUUCCAGGCUUGCUGCUCUCCUAUUGUCGACGGUUCGAUCUUCUGCAUCCGGCUGCGUCCCACUACUACAUCACUGCCUUAGUGUCUUACGCUGCGGGAUUGUCAGCGGCAUUCCUUGGACUCUACCUUAUGAAGACAGGACAACCUGCGUUGCUCUACCUUGUGCCAGCGACUGUGAUUCCAGUUUUCUGUAUGGCCUGGUGCAGAGGCCACCUCAACUGCUUUUGGAACGGUGUCAUGCAUUUUGAUGACAACGGAAUAUGUAGUUACAGCGCCGUUCCCGUAGAAAGCCCUACGCCUGAUCUGGACGCGUCAAAUCUGCCCGGACAUCAACCAGGCAAUAGCGGGCUUCGGGGAAUAUUGCCGUCUCGUUGACAUGAAACGACAUUACACCAGCCUUAUAGCUUCCAUUGAACUAUUAUAGUUUUAUUAGAUUUGGAAAAUCCGUUUGUCGUGGAGACUGCAGUAAACUCUUGACCUACAAGGAAUGAAGAUCUAUAAGCAGCGGACAAUAAAUGCUUCAAUAAAGGUUAUCACAUUUGUU
Messenger RNA from Ornithodoros turicata, 2071 nucleotides. RefSeq names its product signal peptide peptidase-like 2A. Gene Ontology annotation, biological process: membrane protein proteolysis. Gene Ontology annotation, molecular function: aspartic endopeptidase activity, intramembrane cleaving. Gene Ontology annotation, cellular component: cytoplasmic side of endoplasmic reticulum membrane; Golgi-associated vesicle membrane; lumenal side of endoplasmic reticulum membrane. NCBI's taxonomy places the organism in Eukaryota, Metazoa, Arthropoda, Arachnida, Ixodida, Argasidae. The transcript is spliced from 13 exons. Bases 223 to 1902 code for a protein of 559 amino acids. The record is from RefSeq and is a predicted model, not a curated record.